UUUAAAAAUGCCUGUUCAAUCAAGCUGUGUUUUGAAAUUUGCAAAAUUAAGUGAUAAAGCAUUUGCACCAUUAAAAGGAUCAGCUCUUGCUGCUGGAUAUGAUUUAAGAAGUGCAUACGAGUAUGUUAUUCCUGCCAAGGGUAAGGAACUUGUUAAAACUGAUAUUCAGAUUGAAGUACCAGAAGGUACUUAUGGUAGAGUUGCACCAAGAUCAGGGUUAGCUUGGAAAAAUUUUAUUGAUGUUGGAGCUGGUGUUAUUGAUGCUGAUUACAGUGAAGAAAAUGUAUGGAAAUUAUGCCAGGAUGUUGCAACAAAGAAUCAAUCUGAAUUGCCUUUUUGUUAUGUUACUUUUAUAAGUAAUGACAAUCGAAGUGUACCAUUAUUACGUCAAAGAGAUGGAAAAGAUGAAAACAAGGUCAUAUUCUGGGAUUAUCAUGUUAUAUUUAUAUAUGCACCAGAUGAAAGAGCUGUUGUUUAUGAUUUAGAUAGUGAUUUACCAUUUCCAACAUAUUUUUGGAAAUAUGCUAAUGAAACAUUUAGAACAGAUGAAGUAUUACAUCCAAAAUUACAUGGACGUUUUCGUGUUAUACCAGCAUUAACUUAUUUACAAAAUUUUUCAUCUGAUCGUGGUCAUAUGAAACGUCAAGAUGGUAGUUGGAUUAAAACACCACCAAAUUAUCCACCAAUAUCAACAUCAACAUGCAAAGACAAUCUUGAUAGCUUCAUCAACAUGGAACCUGGAACUGGAUUUGGUACUGUACUGAGUCUUAAACAAUUUGUUAAUAAAUUUUAUAGACAAAAAGUUAAUCAAUCUCAGUCUCAAGCAACUACAAAAUAAGUA
Molecule: messenger RNA, 841 nt
Organism: Aphidius gifuensis
Lineage: Eukaryota; Metazoa; Arthropoda; Insecta; Hymenoptera; Braconidae
Product: protein N-terminal glutamine amidohydrolase-like
Exons: 5
Coding region: 8-838 (276 amino acids)
Cellular component (GO): cytosol; nucleus
Molecular function (GO): protein-N-terminal glutamine amidohydrolase activity; protein-N-terminal asparagine amidohydrolase activity
Source: RefSeq, a predicted model, not a curated record